Carya illinoinensis is the source of this 1707-nucleotide messenger RNA. RefSeq names its product auxin-responsive protein SAUR21-like. The transcript has a single exon. Gene Ontology annotation, biological process: response to auxin. Bases 1178 to 1501 code for a protein of 107 amino acids. The record is from RefSeq and is a predicted model, not a curated record. Lineage: Eukaryota; Viridiplantae; Streptophyta; Magnoliopsida; Fagales; Juglandaceae.
UUUUUUUUUUUUUUUUUUUUGAAAAUGUCGGUUUAGGUAAACAAGUCAAGCCCCAUCCGCUAUUUUAUGGGUAGUGCCCUCACAGCAACAAUUCCAACUUUCAUCCAUCAAUGAGGCACCGGGGAUGUUUGAUGAAAUUCCGGAUAAGGACACCAUACAUGCAAAAGCUCUGUCAGCCUAUAUCGAGGUUAGGCUGCGGGUGAGGUAAUAUUACAUUGAUCUGUAUUUAUAACAUCGAAAAUGAGGUAUUUCUGUAUUAGUGGAAUUGAACAAGGAGAAGAGACAGAUAUAAUUUGCUGACAACUACGUCAUUGCUGGUUUACCUGAUCGAAAUAGAUAAUGAGUAGUUUGCAUCCUGGAUUUGAUACGUGGGUUGAGAAACAGGACUCAAAUGUAUAGUAGAAAAAAGAUGUUGAAUUCCAGAGAGCAUCAUUCGAGAAUAUAGUCUUCACCACGUCUUAAGCUUAUCCCUCCAAAGCACCUUAGUUUUCCUUCAUAACAAGCAUGUCCAGCUUCUUUUCUUUUCUUUUUUCCGGACCUUUAGCUAGUCCUUCAUCAGAUUAUCUCAAAUUUAUUAGACACUGUUAUUAAAACAGAUAACCACAAACAAACAAUGUUCAGUUUGCACCCUUUGCUGACUAGUUGGAAGACAUGACCAUGUGUCAACCUAAUGAGAUAUUAGAACCGACUACUAGGCCUUCCAAUUCACCACAUAUCGAGCCUUAUUUAUUGUCCCGUCAUUUGAGAACAUAGACUUCACCCCGUCUUAAGACUGUCCCUCCAAGUCACCUUAGUUUUCCUUCAUAACAAGCAUGUCCAGCUUUUUUUUUUUCCCGACCUUUAGCUACUCCAUCGGAUUUUCUCAAAUUUGUUGGACACUGUAAUUAAAACAGAUAACCACCAUGUUCAAUUGCACUUAUUUGCUGACGAGUUGGAAAACAUGACCAUGUGACAUCCUAAUGAGAUAUGUCAUGACUAGAUUGUCCCAGCAAAUGCCUCUUGUCCACUCACACCAAAUUAACAGUCUUUUUCAUGUGCCAUGUCCAUCUAUAAAUACAUAUAUAUCUGUGGUCACUACCAACUCAAGCCUUCACAUUCUUAAAAAUAUUGCAUUUGCUUGCAAGAACAAAUCUUCAAAGAUCCCUUUCUUCCUUUUAUUCUGCAAAUAUACCAAACCAUGGGAGUUCGUUUCCCGAGUGCAUCUCUUGCUAAGCAAAUUCUCCGCCGCUCUGCUUUGACUGCAACUAGAGCAGCUUCUACAUCCUCAGAUGUACCAAGAGGCUUCUUUGCAGUUUAUGUUGGAGAGAAUCAGAAGAAGCGGUUUGUGGUUCCUGUGUCCUAUUUGAACCAGCCUUCAUCUCAAAAUUUGCUAAGAAAAGCUGAAGAAGAAUUUCGGUUUCAUCAUCCAACAGGUGGUUUGACAAUCCCAUGCAGAAUAGACACCUUCAUCAAUGUCACUUCUCACUUGAGCAGUUCACAAGAGAGGUCAAACUGUCCAUGAGACAAUUUUGUAAAGCAGGAAUUGCCAAUACAUUGUAGAUUUUUUCUUUUUCUUUUCUUGUGUUCUAAGUAGAAAAAUGGGAUUACAACAAUCUCCCCAUUUGAAAAAAAUGUAAGCCGGGUCCAUUGAUUCAUAGUGGAAAUCAAGCAAUUGCAUCUCUACCUCAUGGCUGCUUUUUCAAGGAUGAGCCAAAAUCUUUAAAUAAA